Botrytis porri is the source of this 3681-nucleotide messenger RNA. RefSeq lists its product as uncharacterized. NCBI's taxonomy places the organism in Eukaryota, Fungi, Ascomycota, Leotiomycetes, Helotiales, Sclerotiniaceae. The transcript has a single exon. Bases 1 to 3681 code for a protein of 1226 amino acids. The record is from RefSeq and is a predicted model, not a curated record.
AUGUCUCUCCACAUGAGCAGGUCCUCGCUCACCUCCGAUAACGAUGACGAGCCAUUUUACUUUACUCCAGCAUGCAAGCCAGAAGACCUCAUUUGUGAGGGUUCUGAUUCCGAGGCGAAUCCGAGAGCAAUAAUCAAAAAACGACAGCGAUACGAACAAUGUGCGGAAAGGGUGGACCGUGGACAACUGCCAAUCAUACAAUCUGCGCAACUAAGAGGUCCUCUCAACGAGUGGGUAAAUCCUUGGAGACAUCGAGAGGGGGACUGGUGGAAACCUGGUUCAAAAGACAUGCUAUUUAGAAAGGAGGAUGUUAUGCAACGAGCUCGGGAACAUGGCAGAAAGGAUAUGAGUCCCUCAGAAGCACUUGCAUGGUGUCGAAGAGACGCUAAACGACAAGCAAAAGAAUUGGAAAUGAACGACUAUAUGGAAAUGGGGAGUGAGUCCUCGGGUGGCCCAAAUAGAAUACUGGUGGAUGAGACCAUACACGAAGAUACAAUUAUCAAAAAAGGAGGUAGGAUGUUUGAAGGCAAUCAAAUAAUUAAACCAUCUUUGCCACAGGUUUCAAAAUCAUCACUUCCUACAUCUGGGAAACUAAGGGGCUUUGAAUAUGCACCAACCACGGGAAGCUCGAUUUCGAAUAAAGAUGGUUAUGUUAGACGGUCGGAAACAUGGACUGCUGUCAAGAGACCUGUGGAGGUAGCUUGGUUGAAAGGCUCUCAUGUCUCGAAACGAGCUCGCUGGGAAGACCCAGCAGUCUCAUCGCCCACCCCACUACCUCAUGUAGACAGUCAGAAACUCCAACAAAAGGUCACAGGCAUUACAACUAUUGUACAGAAGCGGACUCAGCAUACAAUUAAUCCGCAAUCCGAUUUCUUACUAGAGGCUCCACAACAAAAGCUACCUACACCGGAGAACUAUGCAUUUCCGCAGCAACCAAGUAGCGACGCAUUUGAUACGGGAGUAUCGUUUCACACUAAUAUCGGACAACAAGGCCAGCAACUCCGCAGCUCUUCCAUCUUGGAAUCCUGUAGCAAAUCCACUUAUAGGCACGAGGAAUCGCCUAGGCUCAGCUCUCCUGUACCGUUUGAAAGCCCAGAGAGCAAAGAAGCUUGUGUCCAGCAGCCUUCGCCAACAAAAUCGGUGACUUCUCCGCAACUCCCUUCACAUCCUAAAAUUGAUGCCGCACUUCUUGAAAAUCAGGAAACUCCUGGAAAUAUCAGUUUUGUCACGGAUGUUGCACCCUCUUCUGUCAACUUGGAACAAUUUCAGUUUCGAAAGAAGUCUAGACGCAAGACUGCUUCCCCAGACGUCCCUAGUCAGCCCAUGACUGUUAGAAGAGAAGGUAGCGAAGUUCCAUUACCUGAAGAGAUUAAGUCCUACCCAAACCUUCAGAGCGAUGCAGUGCUCUCGACUCCCUCGGUUCUACACUCAACCGAGAAUGUGGAAGUAACCUCAGUAUCUCCGCUUUGGCGAACAAAAUCUUCAAGAUCCAAAGGUUCAUCUCGUAGACGUUCUCGGGCCGAUGAAAGUUGGCUUACUACACAAGAAGAAGUUGGACUUACUCCAUCGACAAUGCAUUCUGAUAAAACAAUUAGAGAAGAACAUCGUCCACAACACGAGGAUAUCGAUGAUAGCUGGGUUACAACACAAGAUGACCUUAAUCAUGCUCCAAAAUCAUCCGCUUCAAUGGACAUCACGCAGAUCUAUCAAAGUUCGAGUUUUCUGGGACAGCCAAUUCCUUUUGAGCAUACAGAGGCUCCCAUGUUUGGGGACUACGAGUAUAAAAGUAGUCUACAAUCAUCACGCCUUGGAAAUCCCUCUCCUGCACGAUCUACACACCCUGUCUCAACAACAUCGCCCCAUUUACCGACUCUCCCCCAAAUUUCCAGUCAAAUCGAUGUGCCAACACCUUACAAUAAUCUCGAUGGGUCGAGUACACAAUCUUACAUUACCAGUCCAGCCAAGUCAAUAGUGAAUACCCAUGAAUCUUCACAAGUCCCCGAUCUGCCACAAAAUUUGGACAACAAUCAGCAAUCUCCUCAUGACAUGGCAGCCACACUUAACGCAGAAGCCACUGAAAUGACCCAGGAGAACAAUCUUGAAGGUCGUAUCUUGGAAUGUGUCCAGAGAUUGGAUGACAAUAAAGAAGUUGAGACAGAAGGAGUCGCCUCGGUGACGAAUAUUGCGCUUGAGAGCGAACAGAUUAAGGAGGUUACCGAGCUGCAAGCUAACCAAAAAUCUAAUAUUGAUAUAAUAACCACUUCUGAAAAAAUCCAAGACGAAGGAGGUAUGCAAGGUGUGGCUCAGAAUAUGCCGGAAGAGGUGCAGGAAGUUAUGCGGACGGAGGCCGAUGCCGAUGACGCCCUAAAUUCGGUUCUUUCUAGCGGCCAAACAUCAACGUCAUCAUCACCUGCACGAACAAACAACCUCACAUCAUCUCAAAAAUCCAGAAGCAUUAACCAAAAUUCCAAAAUCACUAUGUUAGACCAAUUUACGCCCUCGAUACCUAGUAGAGAAGAAGUCCUCUCACCAGCGAGCUACCAGGAUCUUACCGAAUCUCUAGGCGUUAGGGAAGAAAUCGUAGCUAUUCCUUCAGAAGAUAACAGGCCUGUCGAAGCUCCUAUUUCAAUCAUUCGGUCCGAAGAUCAAAAGAUCAUUCAAAAUGACAGCCCACAGAGUCCUUGGGCACCAGCUGAAGCGGGACUGAGAACUGUUCCUCAAUUACUUGCAAGUACUGAAACUUUCGAACCACAGACUACUGACGAAUUUCCAAGUUCUGGUUGGCAGAGAGAAGAGCGCCCAGUCACGCCAGAUAUUGAUAUGAUUCGACCUUUCCGUGAUCUCAUGACACCAAGUCCUCCACCAAAAGAACUAAAUACACCAGAAAUUGACCAACGGCCAUCCAAUACACAGCUUCUCGUAGAGGCCGCUACACUGAAUCCGUGGGUAAAUGGCUCCAAGAAGAAGAGUACGAAACGCAAGCGAGUAUCAUUCGGAAUAUUGGAUGAAGUAGAUCCAUCCCAAUCUCAACGUAGCUCACAGCGUCAACGUCGCUCCCCGUCUCCAGAGAGCUCAUAUCGCCCAGGGGAUCUCGGAAGUAAAAGGGCUGAGUUUGACGACAAUAUCACAAAUAUUGAUAGCUUCCAAAAUCACUUCUCCGCAAUUUGUAGAAAAUCUGUGGGUGUUGGUACACUGAAAUCCAACAGCUCCAUUCAGCGCCCUUCUUCGAUCUCGAAGUACAAGACCACAAUUUCGGGUGCGACCAACCUGAUUGCCAGUAGCCCGGCAAUUGAUGCAAUGGCAGAAGCCUUCAUCUCAGCUGAUCGCCAUUCUUCACGAGAGCGAGAACGUCGUCUCACAACAAGUCCUUCACGAAGACGGAAAUCCAAAAGUCAAAGCUACACAACUUUUGAGGAUGUAGAUGAAGGUGAUUUGGGAAGCCAAGUGUCAAAUUCUUGUUUAUCUACACAUUCAGCUCUGAAUGAAACUUCUAGUAAUGCAAAAUUGGGAGAUCAUAUGUUGGGAGAUUUCCUGAAUGAAGCGGAAGAUUUCUUAGGAGGGGGUUGGUCGGUAGAAGGGGAAAUGAAUAAAGCUGGUACGGAUUUUGAAUUGGCAACGCCGAAACGGGAUAGUGGUUUACAUUUACGAGGCAUGUUUUCUGUUGAGAAUAUAUGGACAUGA